Messenger RNA from Strongylus vulgaris, 900 nucleotides. The record is from the annotation of a GenBank genome assembly. Lineage: Eukaryota; Metazoa; Nematoda; Chromadorea; Rhabditida; Strongylidae.
AAGCGAUUUGAACAAAAAGGUGUGCGUGUGAUGGUGAAAUCCACGGCUGAAAAACUCGAGGGAACGGAUGCGGUCACCGGCGUCGUUUUGACUAGUGGUGAAAAGCUUCCUGCAGAUGUGGUCGUCGUCGGAAUAGUUUUUAAGCGAUUUGAACAAAAAGGUGUGCGUGUGAUGGUGAAAUCCACGGCUGAAAAACUCGAGGGAACGGAUACGGUUACCGGCGUCGUUUUGACUAGUGGUGAAAAGCUUCCUGCAGAUGUGGUCGUCGUCGGAAUAGGAAUCGUUCCACCAACUGAGUGGCUAAAAAAAACCCGCAUUGAACUUGAUGAACGAGGUUUCAUCGUAGUAGAUGACCACUUCAGAACCACUGCCGAUUUUGUAUAUGCAAUCGGAGAUGCAGUAAGCGCACCGUUACCCUUGUGGGACAUUGACAAUAUCAACAUUCAACAUUUCCAAGUUGCGCAAACCCAUGGUCAACUUCUUGCCUAUUCAAUUAUUGGCCGACCAUAUCCUACUCAGCUGAUCCCCUUCUUUUGGACGGUAUUCUUCUUUGAGUUUGGCAUACGUUACGCAGGUCAACUCCUUGCCUAUUCAAUUAUUGGCCGACCAUAUCCUACUCAGCUGAUCCCGUUCUUUUGGACGGUAUUCUUCUUUGAGUUUGGCAUACGUUACGCAGGAUGUGCUGAGGGAGCAUCAAAUGUCAUUCUUCAUGGUAGCUUAGCGGACAUCAACUUCGCCAAAUAUUACCUAAAAGAUGAUGUUGUGGUAGCCGUGGCAAACGCUGGCCCAACCCCAACAGCCAUCCAAUUUUUGGAGAUAUUCAAAAGAAAAAUCAAAGUGACGCGUGAAGAUGUUGAAAAGAACACAUCUGAUGACUGGAUGGCUUUGCUGAAUGAGUGA